Molecule: messenger RNA, 2813 nt
Organism: Durusdinium trenchii
Lineage: Eukaryota; Dinophyceae; Suessiales; Symbiodiniaceae
Source: the annotation of a GenBank genome assembly
AGGCGGAGUCCUUCGCGGCGGACUUGCAAGAGAGCGUGUCGAAUCUGACCGAUCAGGUCUCGCGGAAUCAUGCGGCCUUGGAGGACUUGGUGGGCCACACCUCCAUGGAGUUCUCCGACCGAGAGAGCCGGCUCCGCAGCGACCACGGCACAAGGCUUGAUGAACUCGAUGUACGCACCAACUACCUCACCAACAUCAUCGCAGAGGUGGAGAAUAUUCCCACUCGACGCGUGGAUUGGCACAUCAAGGACGCUGCGGCGCGCCUGGCAGAGUUGGCGUUGAGAACACGCGCCCCGGAUGCGCCGCAAAGUGAGCCACCCUCCUGGACGUCUCCGAUCUUCGAGGCGGCGGGUGCUCACGAGCUGCAGUUGGAGCUACAGUUUCUGAGACCCUCAGAGGUUCAGCGAGAACAAGACCAAGACUCCUUGGCACCACGAGGCGACUGCGUGCUCUCGUUGAAAGCAGACCCUGGACUUUUCCUGGUCUGCAGACUCUAUGUAGGCGCGGCCUUUGCGCAAGUGGAGCAUACCUUCAACGCUCAGGGAGAGCCAGUAUGCACCAAGCCGAUUUGCUUCAUCCGUGAUCAGAUCGACAAGGAGGGCGCUCUGGUGGUGGGUUUCGAGGUCCUGGAGGCCAUCCGCCGGGCCAAGCGGACGGUGCCGGCUCCGAAGGAGGAGGGCGGACAGGACGUCGACGUGUUGUACCAUCGUUACUUGAACCACCGGCUCUUGGACAUCAUGCAGGAUCAGGUGGAUCUCAUCCGCUCCGGCAUGGUCCGACGCAUCGAGUGGCGCUUGGAGAAGGCGUCGCAGCUCCGGAAGUGUUUCCCAGAGAACGAAUGCCUUUGCAGCACCACCUUUGAAGCUGCAGGGGUUGAUGAUCUCCAACUGGUCUUUUAUCCCUCGGGCUACUUGGGCGCCAAAGAAGGCUUCUGCUCUUUCUUCCUCCAUUGCCCAGCCGGCAGCAUGAUCAAGUGCUGGCUUUCGGUGGGAAAGCACAAGCGCGAGGCGAAGUGUGGCUUUGAGAAACCGGGCUACUUCGGACGCACGAACUUCUGCCGCUUCGAGAACAGCAUCGACCCCGAUGACACCACGCUGCUGGUCUUGGAGAUCGACGAGGCGCAGUGGAAGAUCGAGGAGCCGAUGAGCCACUUGUCCAAGGUCUGUACGGUGUCGACCAAACAUAACAGCCGCAUCCUGGAAGAAGACUCCAUGCGAUCCAUGCCACCCAGCCCGGUGCGCCGGGGAACGUUUUCGUUCGUUGCGAUCGCCGCGCUGAUCGCCGCCGCAGCGGCCGCACCGGCCGCGCCCUCCAUCGCCAACGUCGCCGCGGAGGUGGCGGAUCCCCACUUGAAGUCGGUGGCGGGCGCUUUGACGGACCUGCUGAAAACCAACGGCACGGGCACCGCCGCCAACAACUCCGCCAUCAUCGGCACCAUCAAGGACUUGUUGGAGAAGAACAUGAAAGGCCAUGUGAAGGAGUCCUUUGAGAAGAGCGUUCAGGCGAUCGAGGAAUCCAAGCAUGAGUUUGCCCAGUGCCGCUUGGCUUACGAGAAAGCCGAUCCUGUGCGCUUCCCCAAGGCCUCCCUCCUGCAGGCGAACAGCACCCCAUGGUAUGAGGCCUACUUUCAGGCCUACAGCCAAUGCAAGGCAUGGGAGGGACAAGUGGCAGCCGACCUCACCGCUUGUGACUACUACUGCACUUCCCAGGUGAAGAUCAUGGGUGAGAACUGCACCAACCUGGGCCUCCAGUGUGGCCCCUUGGACUGCGCCCCCGUGAGCGGCGAGGGCUACAAGGCCUUCUUGGACCGGAUGAUCUCUGACAUCAAGGGGCAGAUCGAGGCCCUUCAACUGGCGCGCAGUGGCCCUGGACGCUACAACCUCACUCACCGAUGUCAAGACAUCCUGGGCACCGCCGAGCGAUGCUUCAAGAACUGCGACGGACACAUCGAGGAGAUCAUCCCCAAGAGCGAGUCGGACAUCCCUGGGUGCUGUGCUCCGCGCACACAGGCGGAGGAUGCCAAGUGCAAGGAGCUGGCAAAUCAGCGGAAGGCAUGGGAGGACUACGACGUGUGCUACGACAGCAAGUUUCCGCAGUGGGAAACCACCAAGGCUGAACAGCUGGCGCAGAUGCCAUCGUUGCAGGCUCAGAUGCGCUCCAUCUUGCGGAUGAUUUGCUACAUCGAGUCCUUUGGGGAGAAUCAGGCCGCCAAGUUGAAUCAAUGUAUGGAGAAGGACUACACCAAGCACCCUGAGGUCGUGGCGCUCACCCUGGAGCCUGGCCUCCCCGAAGAGAAGGUUGAUGCCUUCUCGUGCAAUGCCAGCGAGACCCCCGGCACCGAAGCAUUUGAUGAGUUGCACUAUCACGAUCUGCCUGUGGGUUUGGCGAAAUGCCCACAACUGCAGUGCCAGGAUGUGUGUGGCUUCGUGAACGUGAAGGCCAUGAAUGUCAGCACCACCUCCCUGGCGCCCUUGGUGGAGAAGACGACGGUGAAGAGCCACUGCUUUAAGAAGGGUGAGAGCCAAACCGCCGUCUUCUGGGACUUGGGCUCUGCUCAGGACGUGGGCACCGUCUCGGCGAUCCCCUCCGCCGGCGUCGCACGCAUCAAGGUCUACCUGACGAACACUGGCCCGGAGGACCCUUUGGCCUCCACGGCGCAGUGUGGCACCAUCACCAUCGGCUCCAAGACGGUCUCCUGCAGCUCACGUGGCGCGGCACGGUACUUGGUGCUGGAGCCCUUCGUUGAUGGCAGCUGCGUCUUUGGCGGUUGCACGCAAUCAUGGUGUUUGAUGGAGCGGAUGGCAGCCCCAUGA